Messenger RNA from Pleuronectes platessa (European plaice), 3944 nucleotides. It is a transcript of the gene rd3l, whose product is annotated as RD3 like. The record is from RefSeq and is a predicted model, not a curated record. Bases 395 to 1072 code for a protein of 225 amino acids. Lineage: Eukaryota; Metazoa; Chordata; Actinopteri; Pleuronectiformes; Pleuronectidae. The transcript is spliced from 3 exons.
CUGACCUUACAACAAAGCUGCACACUGCACAGAGGAGAGCGGAGUGAAGGGAGAGGAGAAGAGACAGCUCUUAGUCAGUUAGUGGUGGGUGACUAACUCUCUUGGAAAAAGUCUGUGUGGCAAGAGCAGUGGGAGAGAUAGGGACAAGACAUUAACUACAGCAGAAAGAGGAAAAACUGCUUCAGGAGUCAAGACAUUGGAGAAUUGCUGCCGACACACAAGAGAUGUGCAUUUGACACCGAGGGACGCAACAGCGAUUGAAGAAUGAACACUACCAGGGCUGAACCAUAACGACAAGAAGCAGAGGACUACGCUAGUUUUAACCCUACUCCUGAAUACCUCACAGAGCCGGUGGAGCCAUUUUCAGCUUUUUCUGGACGUUCUGCUAAGUGCCAUGCCCCUGUUCAGCUGGAUGAAGUGGUCUCAUGUGAGAAAAGUGCAGACUCAGAAUGAAGCGCCACCUCUUAAGAGCUCAGAGGUUGUGCCCAGCCGCAGGUUGAUCAGAGAGCUCCUGUGGCAUGUAGAAGAACGUGAACAACUGGCACGGGAAUUGGAGCGAGAGCACAGGUUGGCCCACAGCUCUCCGGGGCUCCAAUGGUUCCAGAAGUACCAUCGGUUACGGACUCUCAUCCCCACAUCAGAGCUUUACCAGCUAGAGUUCCUGUGUGCCCAGAUACCACCGAUCCAUGCAGCUGCAGUCCUUUCCAGGUUUCGUGAGGUACUGGCCACUAACAACAUAAGACCCUGGGAGCUGGUGUCGGUCUUCAAGCAGGUGCUGAGAGACUUUGUGAACCAUAAGCAAUAUGAUGAAGAGUACGACUUCUCAGGUCAGUCAGCACAGCACAGACCAAUGGAGGCUUGGACCAGCCGCUAUAAAAUGAGGCAGGGCUUUGUCACGACCACCAUCCCCAACUGUGGAGACUGCCCAAGGGAGGAGAUCCCAACAAUCUCUGGAUAUGUGGACUGGGCCAUGCGGCACUCCAGUUCAUUCUCAGGUUUCAGCGACUGGGAACAUCCAUAUAACUAUCCAGCAUCUCUCAGGCCCAAUGGGACAUACAGUACUACACUUUGAAAAGACACACCAAACAUGAAACCACAUGAAAACAACAAACACAUUACAAAUGUUAGUAGUUUUAGGUUUUUCAAGGUUUGAGACAAAAAUACAAAAAAUACAAUUUAUUACAAGGACUAGUUUGUCUUGCCUGCCUGCUCUGUAUAAUCCCGUUUUCCUGAGGGUUUCAUGAUGUCUUGAAAACAACCCUAGGUAAGUCUUUGUAGAGGUUAGGCCGUGUUUCAAAAGGUAAAUUGUCAGAGAUAAUGUGUGAGCACAGUAUGUGAGAACGUGCACAGCCUGGACCCAUUUGUGAGGUUUUAGGUGAAGCAGUGUGUCCCUGCAGUCGCUCAUCACACGCUCAACAUGUUUUUGAGAAGUUAGAGCACAGGUCGAUAUUCUCCCGUUUCAUCUGAACUGUUUUUAGAGACCUAUGGAUGCAAAACUGUCAAAAUGCUGUAAAUAGAUACAUUUUUAAAUUCUAGAGUUUUUUUUAUUGUCUAAUAGCACUGUUUUUAAUUUAGUGUACUAUAUUUGGAAGUUUAUCUUUCCUGGCAGGGUAGCAGAGGCUUAAGAAAACAUUUAGAGAAAAACAGACAAAAUAAUCGAAACAAUUAGAUGUUUCUUCUCUGGUCAGAGUUGUGUGAGGGUAAGGAUGUAAAAAUGUAAACCUGAUGGGUGUUUUUUUUUAAACACGUCCUAGGCAGUAAAUGAAAAAACGUAACUUAACUCGUCAAAUCUAAUUUCAACAAACACUGGCAAGAAAUCAAGUGUCCCUUUUCCACUGCAGAGCUCGUAGCCGCCAAAACCAUCAUGGACGGGCGCUUAGCACCUCGGGUAGUUUUCACAGCAAUUAUCACAUAAAACUCUGAAUUCGCAGAGGCCGACAUCCUUCAACGUGUCAUAUUUGAUUUAGCAUGAUUGUGGAUGAGAGAGAAGGGAAGUGACACGUGAGGCCCAUGUACCAGGGCCAAACGUGUCCGAGGUUAGCUAACAUGAAGCUAACAUGAAGCUCACCUGGUCCCCUCGGCCGCUGGUUCUUCGAGCUUCUUCACAGCCGCUUCGUCUGUGAGGUUAAUUUUGGCAAACGUGGCUCCCGAGGUGAACCAGGCGGAAAUCUGCUCGGCGGUGAAAACUUUCUUCAUCUUGUCGUCGCUGUCUAAAAUAAAACCAUCGUCUUUCUUCCACCACUUCGUGUGCUGACUGAGGCGCGAGGCAACCGAGGCAGGUGUACGCGCUCAACUGGCCCCCUGGCGGUUAGACUAAAAACCGAAAAAUCCCCACAGAAGCACAUUCAAAUUGCAAUAACGCCUGUGUUCACUCAAAAUGGCUGCAGUAUUUAUCCUUUGGUGAAUGCUAUGCAAUGUGUCGAUCUACGACUACACCAAAAACAAAUCUUAAUCUGGAGAGGUGAAGGUCAUUUCCGCUGUGAAUAUCCAAAGACCUGGAUGAAUUAAAAUCUAUAUUCACUAAUUCUAAUGAGAUCAGAUCUGAAACAUUUAAUGGAUCAGUCAGACCCAUGAAUAUUUAAUUCAUUAUUUGAGUGACAAAACCACAUUUUCUUGCUCCUUUGGUGUUUUAUUAUUUCAAACUAAAUAUCUUAGACUUCUGGUCGGACAAAUUAAGACAUCUCAAUCUCUUUGAAACAUAAUUUUAUAGAUGAAACACAUUUAAAUCCAUUAACUCACAGAUAAAUAAAUUUUAAAAUUACUUUAAGUUGCAGCUUUUACUGAAACAGUUAUUUUAACAUUUUAUUUAACUUUUCAGGAUUUUCAAAGAAAAAUAAGGUUACGAUGGGACAAAUUAAAGCUUCUAGAUAGAAACAAAUGUUUUAAUUACAGUAUGUUCAAGGUUCAUUGUGCUAAAAAUACAUUAGCUAUACGGCUCAGUAUAAUGGAAAAGUACAUGAGAAACAUUAAACAGUGGAAACAACUCAUAACAACAAUAGCAUCAGAAAUAAGCACCAAAAAUAUUCUGAACAUGUUAAAUGUCCAGUUUUCACAUUAAGAUGUUAUUCUGCAUUGUUUUUGUUUCAAUGUAGUCUGUGGACAACUUGUAGUUCAUCCUAAGCAUUUCAAUAAGACCCCGAAAUGAUUGUGCUGCAACAGCACAUACAGUAAAUAAAAAAAAUUAAAAAUCUAAAAGGUCGAAUGGGCCUCCAGUCAAAUUUGUUUAGGGAUGCAAUGACCUGAACACAUUUCCUGAAUGAAGAGAAGAAAUACAAUCCUAAACCACGUAAAACCAUUCAAAUUAAGAAGAGUAAAAAAAAAAAAAAGGGAAUACAAUUUUAAAAAGACAACAAAUUUAGAUUGAGACACUUUCACCUCUGUUCAAACACUCAGAGACGAGGGAUUUACAGGAUCUCCAGCGAUGGACAUCCAACUUCUCGCAUCAAGCUAAUCUCUGUUCGGAGCUUUUCGUUUUCCUUUAAAACAAAAUUGAUUGUUGUGAUGAACGGUUACAAAAUGACCACAGAGAAAACAUCCUUCAACGAGAGAAAAGUUAGUUACCCCUUGAAGUUUUGUGUUGUCCAAUUUUAGCUUCACCAGAUAUUCAAUCCUCUGUUUGUGGUUCUUAUGUCCAACAAGUUUUCCAUUCUCCUCCGACAGCUUCACGUUCUGCUUACGGAGAACCUCAUUCUCCUGUAAAAAAAAAACAUAUGAUCAGUAAAGUCAGAUAACGUUGUCUGUUUGUUUGGCUGUUGUUAGGGAACCUUAGUGUAAACAAGCCCAGUCAUUUUUAUUGUGAAUGUCACACUGCUCAAAUUAAAAGUGUGAAAUAAAUCAAUUCUCCUGGUGUUACUUUGAUUUUAUCCAAAUCAAUAUAAAUAUUUUAUAAAUAUAGAGUUUCCUCUCUGUAUGCCAUAUGUUGUCAAGUCUUAACUGAAAUAUGA